UUACUAUUGAUAUUGAUAUUGACCAACUUUGGCUUACCGUUUUUUGUGGCCCAAUUCUUUAAGGUUUACUUGGUACUUUGAGUAACGUUGAAUAAUCGAAGAAUACUGAUAUUUCGUGAAGUUCACCUAUUUAACGACAAUGCGCUUCAAGUUUGGUAAUUUCGGGCGUUUGAGGCAUGGUGGUAGUCCUUACGAAGACAAGCGUUGGCGUUGUUGUCUUUGUUGUCAUGUUAGGACAGGUACCAUCUUUUUAGGAGUAUGGCACCUAGCUUUGCAUAUGUUGUCAUUGGCUGCUAUUGCAGUCUUGGUCUUGCAUCCACAAUCCAUUAACCAAAAAUCUGUCCUACGAAAUGGAAAUGGAAUAUCUUUUGCCGAAGGUGAAAUUGAUCAAGAUUUGCUUUCUGUCCUCCCAACACCACUGAGUGCAGAAAAUCAUGAAGAACCACAAGCUCUACCAUUAUCAGAAACUAUAACAGGACCAGUUCAACCAGCAAAGUCAAAUACUGAUGCUUCAUCUAAACUUCUGUAUGGAUCUUUUGUUUAUAAAGAUUGGUUUGGUGAACAUCCACCCCCAGAUCGUCAUGUGACCUACCAGGAUUUAAAUAUUAGCAUUGGUGUAAAUUUUUGCACAUUGGGCAUCACUCUACUGAUGAUUUAUGGAGCAGUUCGAGGCAAAUCAAUUUACAUUAUGCCCUUUUUUUGUCUCCAAGCCUUUGAGUUUUUUGUUACAAGCCUGUCUGUCAUUGGCUACUUGUCUUAUGUACCUGACAUUAGACAAGUUUUGAUUAAAAGCCCAAACAUCCCACUGAGGAAUGAACUUCUCGCCAUGGAUCCACAGUGUCUCUCCUUGCUAAUUUUGGCUGGCAUUUUGUUAAUGCUAAUGGCCAAAGUUUAUUUCAUCAGCAUUGUUUGGAGUUGCUACAAAUACCUUACUAUGAGGGCCGAAGCCGUCCUCGAACGGGACAAUUGCAUUUCUGGUAUAGUUGAUGGACAAAACUUGCUUGAAAUUCCUUCUUCUAUGUGCUCACCUGGCUCGGACUUGCCAGACUAUGCUACAGCAAUGUCGGAUCCGCGUUUCGCUAAAAAACCUAUCUAUCCCGUUCCGCCUCCGCCGUAUGCUGCUGUCGCUGAUGUAACAUCGGAUUCUGAAGCUUCUGAAUCUGAGACUGCUAACGCCGCUCUAUCACCUGAAACUCCAAAACCUUAAAGCAGUUCAAAGUCGUGGAAAGGAUAAACUUUAGAGUUAUACUACAAAAAUUUGCCUGGCGAAUCCAGUGGGCUUAGUGCUACCACGAAUUUACUUCUCAUAUUACCACCCCCUUUGUUAACUUUUUUUUUUAUUCUUUAAGUUUUUUUAAAUUAUAGAAUAAGAACGCUUCGGUUAUUACGUAGAGUCAAGACUGCAACUGUAGAUGUUUAGAAACGCAAGAAUUCUUUCGUCUUUUGUGGUGUAUUCUAUCCCAUAUUGAUAAAGCCCCGGUACUAUAAAGCGUGGCGCCUGUCCCAUAGAUUACCAAAAGAUGCUAGAAAUGUGUAUAAAUAACUUUCUUCGAUCGACGUACUUUACCUUUUCAAUAAACUUAAUAUGGCUGUAA
This is a messenger RNA of Daphnia carinata, 1595 nucleotides long. Its product is annotated as lysosomal-associated transmembrane protein 4A-like. Gene Ontology annotation, cellular component: lysosomal membrane. The record is from RefSeq and is a predicted model, not a curated record. The transcript is spliced from 7 exons. Bases 140 to 1207 code for a protein of 355 amino acids. NCBI's taxonomy places the organism in Eukaryota, Metazoa, Arthropoda, Branchiopoda, Diplostraca, Daphniidae.